UCCUGCGUGAUCAUUGAUGUGUAAAGAGGAUUAGAGCUUUAUGUGCUCUGUUCUUGGGAGAUAAGAUUGGAGAACUGUAACUCCAAGCUUAUCGAUUUAGGGUUUGUAUCAUUGUAAUUGGAUUCAAAGAUAAGAAAUACCAAGGAUUACACUUUCAUUCUUAUCAAAUGGUGCGUUAGUGUGCUCGGAUCGAAUCGAACGCAAGAAGAUUAGGGUUUCAAAAGUUGGGGAUUUUUGUCAAUCGCAAUGUGUCUUGAGGGAUUUCCCACCUUCAUUGGUGUGACUCAUGAAUUGCGAUCAUGGAUUUCAUGGCUGGAGGAUUUCUUUGUUUGGGAGAAUUUCACGGACGACGAAGAUGAUUCUUUUUUGAUCUUGGGAACAUUUGAGGGAUUGUUUGAUGCUGAGAUUUGGCGAUAGAAAAGAUCCGGAACUAAUCAGAUUGCUUGCCGAACAAGAUCAAUUUUUAAGGGAAAGGAGAGACGAGGCAAAGAUCCGGAGGAUGAAGACAACAACGAUUAACCCACAAGAAGCAACUCCUUCAAUGGCCACGACUCAAGAAACGAUUCCAGUGGAGAAAUUGCAUAAUUCUCUGGAGGUCACUGACGAAUCUUCGAAUCAAGUUGAUAAUGAAGUCUCAGGUGAGAACGGAACGAAGGAUGAUGCGACAUUGCUAAGUCCACAGCUACUUGUUUCUGAUUCUGAAAAUUUGAGGAACAACGAACUUAUGGCAAUAACUUCAGUGGUGGAGAACUUAGAAACUGUGGUGAUGAAGGCAAAGAUUCAGGAGAGCAGUAAAAUGGAUGUGGUUAACAGUUAUGUUGUGAGGAUUCAACAAGUGACAAGUAUCACCUCAAACAUGUCCGCACACCAGGUGUUCGAUCAAAUGUAUCACCUUAAAGAACGGCUGGAAACGAAGAAGAAGCUUAAAGGGUUGAAAUCGUGGAUGUUCAAAUACAAUUUUGAGAAGAGAAUACUUGAGAAACGACACAAUCGUGGCUGGUUACAUACUUGGAGCAGAAGAGUAACUUGUAGGAAAAUCAAGAGUGCAAAACUAGAGGUUACUUCAGAACUAAAGGAAGCUAAUUCAUUGUGGGACAAUCGAGAAGUUUUUGGUUUUGUGCAAGAGGAAAUGCAGACUGCUUGUAAGCUUAGGAGAAUCUACUGUAAGAGUGGUUACCAUACACCAAAUUUUUCAAGCUCCACUUGAGAUGGCAAUUCCUCCUACGAAGGGACAUAAACAGGUACUAGAACAAUUAUGUGACACACUUGGAGAGGUAGAUAGGGUAGCGUUGCAAUCUGA
This is a messenger RNA of Arabidopsis thaliana (thale cress), 1300 nucleotides long. RefSeq lists its product as uncharacterized. The record is from RefSeq and is marked reviewed. The transcript has a single exon. Bases 398 to 1207 code for a protein of 269 amino acids. Lineage: Eukaryota; Viridiplantae; Streptophyta; Magnoliopsida; Brassicales; Brassicaceae.